Messenger RNA from Manis javanica (Malayan pangolin), 1192 nucleotides. It is a transcript of the gene TSPAN31, whose product is annotated as tetraspanin 31. Gene Ontology annotation, cellular component: membrane. Lineage: Eukaryota; Metazoa; Chordata; Mammalia; Pholidota; Manidae. The record is from RefSeq and is a predicted model, not a curated record.
GGUGCAGGCGCAGAGGACUGAGUUUGGCUGGACUCGAUUUAAAGAGACAGAAGCUGCCGGGGUCUAAGAAGACGGUCCCCAAGACCCUCCCCCCAAGUCCUUGGGACCACUUGGGUCCCCAAAGCUGGGGAUAUGGUUUGCGGCGGCUUUGCCUGCUCCAAGAAUGCGCUGUGCGCGCUCAACGUAGUCUACAUGCUGGUAGGCUUAUUGCUCAUUGGAGUGGCUGCUUGGGGUAAGGGCCUUGGUCUGGUGUCCAGCAUCCACAUCAUCGGAGGAGUCAUUGCUGUGGGAGUCUUCCUUCUUCUUAUCGCAGUGGCUGGACUGGUGGGUGCUGUGAACCACCACCAAGUACUGUUAUUCUUUUACAUGAUCAUCCUUGGCUUGGUCUUCAUCUUCCAGUUUGGAAUAUCUUGCUCAUGUCUGGCUAUUAACCGGAGCAAACAGACAGAUGUCAUCAAUGCUUCCUGGUGGGUCAUGAGUAAUAAGACCCGGGAUGAACUGGAAAGAAGUUUUGAUUGUUGUGGCUUGUUCAACCUCACAACCCUGUAUCAACAAGAUUAUGCUUUUUGCACUGCAAUAUGCAAGAGCCGGAGCCCCACAUGCCAGAUGUGUGGAGAAAAGUUCCUUAAGCAUUCAGAUGAAGCCCUGAAAAUCUUGGGGGGCGUCGGAAUCUUCUUUAGUUUUACAGAGAUCCUUGGUGUUUGGCUAGCUAUGAGAUUUCGCAAUCAGAAGGAUCCUCGAGCCAACCCCAGUGCCUUUCUGUAAGACUUUGGCUCCUUCUGACUUCUCUCCUGCUCUAAGUUUUUUCUUCCUCCAUUAGGGAAAACCUAGGGUCUGCAGCCUUUUUGUUUGAGAAAAAGGAAAGGCCCUUUGCCACAUCCCCUAAAGAUGACUGACUAAGCCAGUCAUGGCUUGACAUGUUCUGGUGGGAGCAAGGCUAUAAGGAAUAAAGAAGAUCCUCCUCCCUCUCUCCUUAAGUGGAUCUGCACAGCUCUUGGGAAUGCAUGAAAUGGGAUGGGGUAAGAGUCAUUCGUGGCUGUUUCCCUUCUUUUCCCCUCCAUAUGCUGGAUCAUUCCACAUAACCUGGACUGGCUCUGGGAGAGAACCAUCAAGAACUCAUUCUUCUAAUAGGCAGUACCCAGUUUGGGGAAGUUCAGUGAAUAUAAAAAAUAAAAGCCAUUUAAACUCCAUA